UCAGGCUGUUUCGAAGCAAGUCCCGUGGAUGAAACACCUGUUCGGCACACAGUAUAAAACAGACCGCGCUCGUCCUUGGCCCGUCAGUACCUGCGGAGCUGCAGUCAACAUGAAGGCAUUCGGUAUUGGUAUCCUUAUUGUGGCCUGCGUCUGCCAGGCGAACGCUGGCGCCUUGGUGCGCGAGCGUCGGUUCCUCGGCCUGGCCCUGGACGCGGCCAAGGCGGGCAUCGGCGCGGCCAAGACGGCCACCCUCGUGGGCCUGGAGGCAGGCCAGGUCGCCGCCAACGCCGCCGCCACCGGCGCCAAGCUGGGCAUCAGUGCGGCCAAGGGCACGGCCGACGCUGGCCUGGGGCUGGCCACCGGCUCCACCACCCUCGCCGCCGGCGGCGCCCGCGGACUCGUCGCCGCCGGGGAGACCGUUGCUGCCCUUGGUUUGAACGGCACCCGCGCCGCCGCCAACAUCGGUGCCGACCUGGCCCUCAACAGCAUCACCGCUGCUGAGGAGGUCGCCGACGGCUUCGGCCUUGGCGGAGUCGCCGGCGCUGUCGGCAACGUCGCUCGCGGUGGCGUCAACUUCGCCCGCGGCGCCGCAGGCACCGGCCUCUCCAUCGGACAGGGCGCCACCAACCUGGGCGCUGGCGCCGCCAGGGCCGCCGUCCGCGGCGGAGAGUCGGCUGCCCGCCUCGCCAUCAGGGCUGGCCAGGGCGCCGCUGGCGUCGGCCGCCGCGUCGCCGACGCUAGUGUCGGUGCUGCGCAGACCGCCGCGUCCGUCGCCGUCGCCACCGGCAAGGGCGUCACCAAGGUCGUCGCCGGCGCCGCCGAGGACGCCAUCGACGCCCUGCGAGGCAACCAGGCCUGAUCGGCCUGUGCCAAGUGCCACCUGAGUUUGAGCGGCCUCCACACGAUAGUCGCCAACUAAAUAAAUAUUGAAUCACCUCAA
Messenger RNA from Thrips palmi, 940 nucleotides. RefSeq lists its product as uncharacterized. The record is from RefSeq and is a predicted model, not a curated record. The transcript is spliced from 3 exons. The coding region runs from base 29 to 859 and encodes 276 amino acids. NCBI's taxonomy places the organism in Eukaryota, Metazoa, Arthropoda, Insecta, Thysanoptera, Thripidae.